AUGCGGGGGCCGGAGGACGCGGGCACAAGGCGUUUUGCUGAACGGCAGCCCGCAACUCCUCUCUGCCUCAAUUGUUCCAUUCUCCCCGGAGACCUGUCCCCAGAGGGUGGAGAAAGCUCCACGCUCUGCAAUGGCAGUGGGACCGAGAGACUUGACCCUGAGGACCUGAACCUGACUUACGAGGCGCUGAGAUUCAAGUACCUGGGGCCCCAGCAGACAGAGCUGUUCGUGCCCAUCUGUGCCACGUACCUGCUCAUCUUCCUGGUGGGCACUGUGGGCAACGGGCUGACCUGCUCCGUCAUCCUGCACCACAAGGCCAUGCGCACGCCCACCAACUUCUACCUCUUCAGCCUGGCGGUGUCGGACCUGCUGGUGCUGCUGGUGGGCUUGCCCCUGGAGCUCUACGAGCUGUGCCACAACUACCCCUUCCUGCUGGGCACCGAAGGCUGCCGCUUCCGCACGCUGCUCUUCGAGACCGUCUGCCUGGCCUCUGUGCUCAAUGUCACCGCCCUGAGCGUGGAGCGCUAUGUGGCCGUGGUGCACCCACUCCGAGCCAGGUCUGUGGUGACGCAGGCACACGUGCGCCGCGUCCUGGUGGCCAUCUGGGGCCUGGCGGUGCUGUGCUCUCUGCCCAACACCAGCCUGCACGGCGUCCAGCAGCUGUACGUGCCCUGCCGCGGCUGGGUGCCCGACUCGGCACGGUGCAUGCUGGUGCGCCCGCAGGCUGUCUACAACCUGGUGGUGCAGACCACCACGCUGCUCUUCUUCUGCCUGCCCAUGGCCGUCAUCAGCGUGCUCUACCUGCUCAUCGGGCUGCGGCUGCGCAGUGAGAGGCAGCUGCUGCUCAGGCGGACGGCCAGGCACAGCGACGCCCGCAGGCUCCCGUGCUCUACCUGCUCAUCGGGCUGCGGCUGGGCAGUGAGAGGCUUGACCAAGAUGCUGUUCGUGCUGGUCGUGGUGUUCGGCAUCUGCUGGGCCCCGUUCCACGCUGACCGGCUCAUGUGGAGCUUUCUGUCGGACUGGACAGGAGACCUGCGCCUGGCCUUCCAGUACCUGCACAUCACCUCCGGCGUCUUCUUCUACCUCGGCUCCGCCGUCAACCCUGUGCUCUACAGCCUCAUGUCCAGCCGCUUCCGAGAGACCUUCCAGGAAGCCUUGUGCCUUGGGACCCGCAGACCACGCCGCAGCUCCCACAGCCUCAGCAGGGUGACCACAGGCAGCACCGUGUGCGACCUGGGUCCCCUGGGCAGCAGGGCCCUCCCCCCGGCUGAGAAUGGUGGCCCAGAGAGGCAGCCAGAGGCCGUCACCUCCUGAGUGGAGUCUCAAAGCAGCUUUGGCCAGAGGAGCCAGAGGCUGCGCGGAGUUCAACCUCUGGUGCAGGGGUGUCCUCAUGACCCGUUACCUGUCCCUGUCCAGCCCGGAACUCUGACCACCUUGGUGACUCCUAUCCACCCCCCCAACCACCACCCCAUAAAUUUGAGAUUUGAGGGAAACAGCAAGAGGACACAGAAACUCUCCUGUGCCAGGCACAUGUGUGCGCUCUGUGUCCCUCCAGCCACCCUGUCCCCCACCCCAUUCUAGUCCUUCCCCUGCAGAAACACCACAGGGAGUUGAGGCUCCAGGGUCCUGCAGCUGGGCCCUCCAACUUCCCACUCCAUCAGUUUCCGGAAUGUUCCCACUGAGCCCUAGCUUGCCUCCCCAUUUCUCCUUGAGCCUCUGCAGGUUUUGGUCCAUGCUGUGCCACUCCAAAGCUCGACCUGGCCCUGGGAUGCUCCUCCACCUGAACCCUGCCUGGUCCCCUUUCUGCUCUGCCAUCUCCCCCUGAUGGUGCUGCGGGGUGCCUAGGCAUCUGGGGGACCUGGUACCAGUCUGAGCUGUGCUGCUGUCACCUUGCCACUGGCAUCAGUCCACUCGCCCCGCUUGCCAGGCCUCAUUUCUUGUGGGCGCUGCUGUUCCACGGUGUCAUGCUUCAGCACGGCGCCACAUUUCCGGUGUGCACGUCAGUCACCGCUAGUAACGAAGCCUACGAAGCCCUCAGAUGAACCGGCGAAAGUUCCUCCGCCAUCCUCACCACCCCACCACUUCCUCCCUGACCUCCGCAUGACCGCGCCUUGCCCCCAGCCACUCAGGGGCACGCUCCUUUCUUUUUCUUUUUAAUUUGCCAGAG
This is a messenger RNA of Tupaia belangeri chinensis (Chinese tree shrew), 2167 nucleotides long. It is a transcript of the gene NMUR1, whose product is annotated as neuromedin U receptor 1. Lineage: Eukaryota; Metazoa; Chordata; Mammalia; Scandentia; Tupaiidae. Gene Ontology annotation, biological process: neuropeptide signaling pathway. The transcript has 4 exons. Gene Ontology annotation, cellular component: plasma membrane. The coding region runs from base 1 to 1314 and encodes 437 amino acids. Gene Ontology annotation, molecular function: neuromedin U receptor activity. The record is from RefSeq and is a predicted model, not a curated record.